Oncorhynchus gorbuscha (pink salmon) is the source of this 339-nucleotide messenger RNA. RefSeq names its product small cysteine and glycine repeat-containing protein 5-like. Bases 1 to 339 code for a protein of 112 amino acids. The transcript has a single exon. Lineage: Eukaryota; Metazoa; Chordata; Actinopteri; Salmoniformes; Salmonidae. The record is from RefSeq and is a predicted model, not a curated record.
AUGGGCUGCUGUGUGGACAUGGGCUGCUGUGUGGACAUGGGCUGCUGUGUGGACAUGGGCUGCUGUGUGGACAUGGGCUGCUGUGUGGACAUGGGCUGCUGUGUGGACAUGGGCUGCUGUGUGGACAUGGGCUGCUGUGUGGACAUGGGCUGCUGUGUGGACAUGGGCUGCUGUGUGGACAUGGGCUGCUGUGUGGACAUGGGCUGCUGUGUGGACAUGGGCUGCUGUGUGGACAUGGGCUGCUGUGUGGACAUGGGCUGCUGUGUGGACAUGGGCUGCUGUGUGGACAUGGGCUGCUGUGUGGACAUAGGGCUGCUGUGUGGACAUAGGCUGCUGUAA